CACAGAACACAGUGAACCAGCAGAUGAACAGAAGCAUCUCUGCAAGACUUCACAAACCAUUUACAGGAGGGCAAGAUGAAGUGUUUGGUCUGGCUCAGUAUUCUUCUUUGCCUCUUUGCUUGUCAUCUCAGUGAGGCCAGAGUCAUCCCAGAAGGAGUGCCAUACGAUCAACCACCGGCUGUUCCCUACUGGCCUUACUCCACCUCUGACUUCUGGAACUACGUUGAAUACUUCAAAUCCAUCGGCGCCUACAACCACAUCAACGAGAUGGCCCGGGCUUUCUUCGCCCACCAGCACCUCGGAGACACCCUGGGAUACGAGACCAACAUGGGACAUGAACACUGAGGGGGGGUGAAAGGAGCCGGGAGAGGGAGGAAAAAGGCUGAGGGAGAGAUUUUCAAAGUAAAUAAAUGUCUUAUGCUGUGAGAAAGAGGAGACCAUUAAGAAAGAAGGAAGUUAAAAUUAAGAAAAUAGCAGAAAAUUAAAUAAAGGAAAGAUAGCAAAUUAUUCUCCAAGCAUAACACUGUGUGUGUUAUUAUAGCAUAGCCA
Thunnus maccoyii (southern bluefin tuna) is the source of this 549-nucleotide messenger RNA. It is a transcript of the gene otos, whose product is annotated as otospiralin. Gene Ontology annotation, biological process: sensory perception of sound. The record is from RefSeq and is a predicted model, not a curated record. Lineage: Eukaryota; Metazoa; Chordata; Actinopteri; Scombriformes; Scombridae. Bases 76 to 345 code for a protein of 89 amino acids. The transcript is spliced from 4 exons.